This is a messenger RNA of Cyprinodon variegatus (sheepshead minnow), 2903 nucleotides long. RefSeq names its product cilia and flagella associated protein 97 (gene cfap97). The coding region runs from base 196 to 1434 and encodes 412 amino acids. Gene Ontology annotation, biological process: spermatogenesis. The transcript is spliced from 5 exons. The record is from RefSeq and is a predicted model, not a curated record. Lineage: Eukaryota; Metazoa; Chordata; Actinopteri; Cyprinodontiformes; Cyprinodontidae.
CACGUAGCUACUAGCUGCGUCCUCUGUUUAUGUGUCUUCGUGCCCUGUUGACUUUGUGUUUUCAGAAUCAAAAGGUGUUUGUUUUCUUAAAACCCAGGCCGUCUGCUUUCUCUACAGCUCAGACCUGAACACAUGCGAGUCUCCAUUGAAGAGGAAAAAACCCUGUUACGGUUCUGUCCAUGAGGGAGGGCUGUUAUGUUGAACCCUGAUGAGCUAGAAGGUGAGGUGGAUCACAGCUUUUUUGACAGUGAUUGCCACGACGACAGCAAUGUUGGACAGAAAACAAUAGAGGAGGACUUGAAAGGGGAAAAGCAGAACCCAGGGACACAUAACUGGGAACCUGCAAAACCUCCUGAACAUCUUGCUGUUGAACUUUCCCCGGGGAAUGAAAGAACAGCGACGCACUUGAGACAAGUGGAAAUAAACAAGACGGGCCAGAAAUCUGAUGUAUCAUCUUACCCAAAUGAAGCCAAACAUGAAGGCUCAAAUCCUCACUCUAAAAGACCCAGCGGGGCUUUUCUGGCUUUGCUGGCAAACAUGCCAAACGCAGAGGAAAACCAGAGCGUAACAGAAACAGGCAAAGGUGCCUUAGCAUUCACUGCCGACUCAAGAAAGAAGAAUCCAAAGUCUCUUAGAAAGAAAUCCAAAAAUGUAGCUCCUGUUUCAAAGGAGGCCAACAUAGACUCUGAGAGUUGUUGCAGCACUCAGAGUGGUAAUUCACACUCCAAACCUAUCAAGUCUGUACGGCGUAAAGCUAGAGGCCCAGCUGAAUCCCAGGAUUUGCCCAACUGGAGUACAGAUGAGUCAAGCUUGGUGUCAGAGGUGACCCCCCCCUUCUCUCCUGAACCUGGUUCACAAGAGGCAGACCUGAAUACAGAUGGGGAUGAAUGCUCAUUUAGGUUGGAAAGUCAACUUGAGAAGAAGCUGGUGCUCCAAAGUCCAAUAAGAAGGCCCGGGAAGAACUACACCUUUUCCAGAACCGAGGUCCAACGCAUAGAUCUUGAGAACCAACGACUUCUUCAGAGGAUUUCAAAUGCUUAUUCAGGGAUCAGAUUGGAAAAAAAGGCAAGGAAGAAAAUUAAUGAGCCCAAUAUAUCACCAGUGGUUUACCUCCCACACAGCGCGCUAAACCGGCAGCGUAAACAGCGCCGCAUCGACGAGGAGAACCUGGCUCUUCUUAAGAAGCUAGAGUCCACCAAACCCUCACCUUGGCUUAGCCGAACCAAACUUCUGGCCGACCACCAGCGCCUGAAGGGAUAUGUGGGUGCUUCGUCAUAUCCUGCCUCUAGGACCUCUAGCAGUAGGACCAGAAAUACAUCCUCUGCAUUAAGGAGUUCCACGGCACUCAGCUCCAGGGCCGCUCACCCUAAUUCCAGUUCAACAUCUGCUCCCAGCUCAAGCAAACUGAGCUCAAGUCGUCCUGCCUGGUGUUAAAAACUCAUCUAAUAAAGAGCAUCUUGGUUCUUUCAAAGCACAUUACCUGCCAUUUGAUGUUGAUUAAUUUAUAUGCUGCAAAGCUUAGGACAUUUUAGCUUUUAUAUUGUUUAAUAAAGCUGCUCUAUUGUUUGCUUUCUUUUUUUGUUCAGUUAUGCUGCAGUUUAUGCUUUGAUAUCAAAGCCAUUUAAAUUAUUACCUUAGUUUAACCUUUAAAUACAAUCACUUUUGCAGCAGAUAUUUUGGCUUCAACAUGUAAGUUGUCACUUCACUUUAAUGUUGCUGCUGUUUAAUAUCUGAACGGAAAAAGGAGUGGAUGUUGUUUACAGAUGUGAUGUUUUUUUGUUUGUUUUUUUAUUCUACCAAAUGAUUGUUUCAAAGCCAAUAAAUGUGUCACACAUUUUUUUUUUUCAGGCUGUAGUAAAAAGAUGACAUAAAGCUAUAAGAUGUAUGGAGCAUCACAUAGCUGUUAUGUUGUUUUUGGGAUACAGCAUCAUCUGAAGGUUUUAAUUCUGAUAGAACAUGAAAAUUAGAAAUAUGUUGGUAUGUUUUAUUGUAAUUGUAUAUGAUCGAGCAAAAAAAGCCACUUUGAGAAGUCCUCUACCAUGCUGUCCUUGGUUUCCAUCAUUAGGAACAUCAAGAACAACAUGACUGGUCAGGAAUAAAGUUAACGGAUAGUUUGUAAAGCAGUCCACCAGACACUGCAUAUUUCCUACAUUCAAACACGAAGGUAGCGCAAUCAUGAUGUGGGAAUGCUCGUCUUGUUCAGCUAAGAAAGAAGACGUAUAGUUUGUAGAAAGAUAACCUAAAAAGACUUUCAGCUGUAGCUGAAACAAUAGGUGGUUCUAUAAAGGAUUCAAAGAAGUGAGUGAAAGGCCCAUUGGUCAAUUUUCUUAGUCUUCACAUUAGCGACAUAAUGGAAUAUCAACAAUUAAAUAAGCUUGUAAAUGUAAUGUUGUAUUUGUAAGGGCUGCUCUUUUUGGACCUUAGUUUAAUGUUAUGUUGGUUUUUUUGUUUUUAACUAAUUACGAGGUUCUAUUAGUCAGGUUUACCCAUUAACACAGCGAUUAAUGAAAGCCAAACAUGUUAGCUAAAGCAAUGAUCGUCACGACAACAGAGUCUGGAUUAUAGACAGUCUUUAUUCUUAAUAAAUUAAUGUGUGAGGUGGAAUACAAGGGUCAGAGUAGUCACAGCAUAUCAUAGGGGCCUUCACUGCUCCUUUACUCUAACAGGAGAAGCAUUUGGCCUGUAUUAUAGUCUGUCUCAUCACAUCAUGUACACCAGCUGUUAAAACUAAAAGACAUCCUUUUAGUAUAUGGUUGAUGGUUUUUAUAUACACGUGCAAUGAAGCAUAAACCCAGGUCAGGUACACCGAUCCACUCCCCCCUCAUAGCUGCUGCACAGAAGAGGUAGCCUACAAACCCAGAUUCCUAAUUCACCAGGUCGGUGUGACCAUAUCACAAAAAAAA